This is a messenger RNA of Malaya genurostris, 946 nucleotides long. RefSeq lists its product as uncharacterized. Bases 28 to 756 code for a protein of 242 amino acids. The transcript has a single exon. The record is from RefSeq and is a predicted model, not a curated record. NCBI's taxonomy places the organism in Eukaryota, Metazoa, Arthropoda, Insecta, Diptera, Culicidae.
AAACAUUUAUAUUUUAACAGAGUUCAGAUGGAAGAAUGCCAAAAUCUACAAACUUCGACUAAAGAUGAAAAAUCAGCAAUCUCUCCAACGGAGCCCACCGCAUCUAAUAAAAGAACGAAAUACAGUUCAAAAACUAGCCUCUUUGGAAUAAGAAAACUCAAAUCUAAUUUCUCCACUCAAAAUGUAAGACGACUUAGUACUGAUAGCAUGAUCAAUGGGCGAUUGGACACAAUCGGACGACGAUUAAGUGGAGAUAUUAAUCUGUCUUCACCAGAUCCCAAUCGUAAUUUUGAAACAUUUGGGAAACGUGAAAAUGGAAAUAGAUAUGAUACAUAUUCUGGAAAAGAAUCGAGAGCAACAAAUAAAGAAAGCAAAUAUGACACGCUUAGCGGAAAAAUUGAAAACUAUGCGUCAAAUGAUGUAAAACUUUCAGAUCUUGGUAGAAAAAACAGGAAACAUAGCAGAAGAACACUAUUAAAGCUAGAAACAAGUGUGAAAUUUAAGAAGCAUGAAAGGGAAGAUGACCACAGAUUGAUUCCUAUACACGAACGAGUUGCACUUGGUCUCGCACCUCCAUGCAUCAUGAACGACACAAGCAGUGCUCUCCUUAGAGAUCAACUACACGAAGAGCUUCGAUUAAAAUACAGUUCAUUUGAAUUCAACAGAAGCAAGGGAAAUUCAAAUGAACAUAAGAAAGCUUUGUCACACUGCCAAGAUAGAAAGGCAAACGACAUAGUUUGCAAACUUCAAGAAUGAAAACACUCCGAGAUGCUUUUAAACGAAAUAUAUAUAACGCCAAGUAGAUUGUUAGUUGAAUCGAAAAAAGAGGUAACAAAAUAACAAAUUAAAAUAUAGUUUUCAACAUCUUGUACUUCGUAGAAAAAUUGCAGAUCUCGAAACACAAUGUUCAACAGUUGAAAUAUAAAAAAAAUCUUGAGUAUCACAA